GGGGGGGGGGGGGGCAGCCACCGGGGUGUAUUAAAUACCAGGAUAAUGCAACAUGGACCCCAGUACUACUUACGGACUUACAGUGCUGUACCAGCCUUCUGCCCUGGUGACAUUACAUAUGAUCUCGUCGCGGUUCAUGGGCACAAUGGAAAUGCAUUGAAGACCUGGACUCACAAACAGAGCGGCGUGAUGUGGUUGCGUGAUCUCUUGCCCCAGGAGUUACCGACUGUUCGCAUCAUAACAUACAGCUAUAACGUCCGGUUCAACAACUUCACCGGACAUCAGGAUCGGAGGAACAUCUCAAUAAAACUUCUAUCUGAGCUAGUCGAUUUGAAGAAGACGGAUAAGAUAGGUACAACACUCUUACAAUCCUAUAGCUAGUUAAUCCAAGUAGGAAAUCCAGAGGCCUCUGAUCUUUAUCUGCCACAGUCUUGGUGGCGUCGUUGUCAAAAAGGCCCUUCUCAUUCGGUGCCCGGAAGAGCAGUCACGAGUACAAGAUGCAGCCUACGGAGUGAUCUUUUUAGGUGUAUACACUAGAAUGACCCUUGCGAGUUCUGAAAGACAUACUAAUAACG
This is a messenger RNA of Aspergillus uvarum CBS 121591, 575 nucleotides long. RefSeq lists its product as uncharacterized. The record is from RefSeq and is a predicted model, not a curated record. The transcript has 4 exons. Lineage: Eukaryota; Fungi; Ascomycota; Eurotiomycetes; Eurotiales; Aspergillaceae. Bases 46 to 381 code for a protein of 111 amino acids.